AUGUUCGGGAUGGAGGUAUUCUGCACAUUUCCAAGCAACUACGUGGAAGCUCAGAAACAUGGAAAUGAGAGAAGGAUCACAAUAGGAGAUUUUAAUUCUCAAGCACGACGGGGACGAAACCCUCUAGACAGGGAAACAUACUUGGAGAAGAUAAGGAUGAUCAUAACCAUUAUGGAGAAGACAUGCAGCUACUACAAUGGAGCCAAAACCAUUCAGCCAUUCAUUAUAGAGGUUAUGGUAACAUUGUGCAAUGUGCUUGAAGUCAUGAGUGACUGGUUUGUGGAUGAUGAGGGGUCGUGGUUUAGUACUGGGCAAGUGUGGACAGCUGAGUCUGGAUCGUCGAGCUCAGAACCGUCGAGCAAUUCGGAGCACUGGAUCGUAGUGACGGACUUGGAACAGCAGACACUAACAGAUCAUGAUAGCAGCAGUGAUUGGGACGAGGACGUAUAUCUUAUGCCGAGAGACAACGUGCAGCCCAGCACAAUGGUGAAUGAGUAUGGCGAACACAUGACUUGGCCAGUACAUUACCCUGAGGAGGAGAGAGUAGUGCCAUCUACUCAGAUCAUAGAGAUCAGUUCAGGCGAGACUACACCAAACUCUUGGGAUAGAGAUAGUCCACCAAGUGUUCUACCGCAUAUACCAAUGCCGCAUGUAUUUGCACCGGGAGAAAGCAAUGAUCCAGCCGUUGCAGUUCAAGUCAAUAGUGAAGUCUUCACAAACCAACCUGAAGAACCGGAUACGCCGGAACCAACAUGGGAGGAUUAUCUUGGACACCAGAACGUAUCACCCACGUACUGGACAAGGAAACUCAACGAGAUCGCUGGAUACACAUCAUCAAUGGAGCAUGGAGAAGGAAGCAUACCUCAAGAUCAAGGAGAAGCUAAUGCAAUGUGGUGUACAAUGUAUGGAGAACAAGAUGCACCAAACUCGGUGGCAGGCAAUGAAUAUCAAAUACCGGAUCUUAACCAAACCACGGAGGAAGGUACCGGAGAGAAUGAAUGGCCACAAGAUGAUGAAGGUCUUAACUUAGCAAGAAGGUGGGACGAGAUAAUCGCCACAGAAUUGGAGAAUCUCAGAACAGAGGGUAAUGGCCAAGAGCAAACUGUGUCACGCCAAAGGGGAAGGCCUCCCAGAAGACUCGCGAGGAUGAGAGUCCCAGCACCGUCUCAAGUCACGCUACCAUGCGAUCAAUGUGGAAGGACGGGACAUCAUAGCCGAGCAUGUCCCAAUGUGCGAGCUAGAUCAAGGAUGAAUGAAAGGCAGAACAUUUGCCUUACUUGUGGAGAGAAAGGCCAUUUCUCAGCAGACUGUCCAAGGAACUGCCCCAGUACUAGUCAACCCACCCGCUCAACCACAAGGAGAGAGAGGCGACCAGGGAGUGGAAGCCGUAGAAUGUAA
Microthlaspi erraticum is the source of this 1398-nucleotide messenger RNA. The record is from the annotation of a GenBank genome assembly. Lineage: Eukaryota; Viridiplantae; Streptophyta; Magnoliopsida; Brassicales; Brassicaceae.